Molecule: messenger RNA, 486 nt
Organism: Echinostoma caproni
Lineage: Eukaryota; Metazoa; Platyhelminthes; Trematoda; Plagiorchiida; Echinostomatidae
Source: the annotation of a GenBank genome assembly
AUGCUCGUCCCGAAAGGCAUCAGUAAUCCUCCCACCGAUUCAACUCCUAAACGUGGAUUCACGUGGUCUGACGUGCAUUUUCUCCGUUCCGCUUGGUUAGAAAAGCGUGAACCACUACAAAGUCUCAUCGAUCGCCUAACGCUCGAUUCUUUGAUCAAGGCAACUGUACAAGGACCCGGAUUCUCUUCUUUUCGCAGUUGUAUUCAUUCCGCGUUCGGCUUGGGCACGACCACUGUAAACGAUUUGCAAUCCGCGGAUCAUCACAAUACUGACGAGAACCUGAUCGUAAAUUACCUAUCAGACGAACCGGAUUUGUUCAAUGCCGGGCUGGACUUCGUUACCGUGGAUGAAUCCUCUCGACCUCGACUGCCCUGCUGGACGUUCGCAAAACCAACCCGUCUGAUGCCAAAUACGACAAAGCGCUCACAUCCCUCAAACGCCAGCUCAUCAAGAGCGUGCGGAAUGACCGCGAUCGGCGGUGGAUAG